Molecule: messenger RNA, 722 nt
Organism: Drosophila busckii
Lineage: Eukaryota; Metazoa; Arthropoda; Insecta; Diptera; Drosophilidae
Product: protein Abitram
Exons: 1
Coding region: 23-628 (201 amino acids)
Biological process (GO): regulation of actin filament polymerization; dendrite morphogenesis; regulation of filopodium assembly
Cellular component (GO): lamellipodium; dendrite; nucleus
Molecular function (GO): actin filament binding; actin monomer binding
Source: RefSeq, a predicted model, not a curated record
GAGCAGGCACACUAAGAGAAACAUGGCAGCCAGAAUCAUGCAGACGGAUCCGCUAGAGGAUUACUACUUUGAACACGAAGAGCAGGAGAUUUGUGGACAGCUGGUCAGCCCGAUUACGAACUGCUAUGAAGAGAACUAUCCUAGUGUAGUGGAUCGUUUUUUUACACGCUAUUAUUAUAUCAAAGGCAACGCAGCCUACCAAGUGCUUUAUCACUCUAACCGCAUGUGUCUGAUAUGCCUGGCUCCCGCACAUCCUGCCUAUAAAGAGGGCAUAGCUUCGGUUAGUUACGAUGUGGGCAAUGUCGAUCGCAGCCAGAACGUGGUUAAGGGCAAAGCCAAGAAGGGAGGCAUGAUACUGCAGGCUGAGACAACGCUGGCGCUGCUCACAACCGAUGCGGGCACAACGUACAAAAUUCCCAGUUGCAUACGCGGAAAACUAGUUGAAGUUAAUAUGGAAUGGGUUGCGCAGCCUAAGCUGAUGGAAAAAUCAUCGGAAGGCGCCGGCUACUUUGCAAUAUUGCUGCCCAAGAUAGAGAACUGCGAUGACAUAAAGGCAAGCCUGCUGACUCAGGAACAAUAUGAACAGCAUAUAAGCCACAUCGAAUUAGAAGAUAAACCAUGCACUUAAUAAUCUUAAGAUAUUGUACAUUUAUAUUUUAAAUUGUGUUAAAUAUACGCUGCGAACUAGUACUGUUCAAAUGAACCGGCUAUUUUGAGUGAGC